CGGUCAGGUGCAGUUUUGUUUUCAAACCUUUUAAGUAAAUACUUCUUAUUGGUUGAAAAUAAGUAUUAGACAAUUUCAAUCAGAUAUUUUACGGUUAGUUCACAAGGUUUGCUUUGGGCGAUGAAACUGUUUUGGUCUUAAAUCACGUUGUUCACCUCGGUUAUGGAUGUAAUGACGUCAAACAAUUGUAUAUAAAUAUGGGGUCAUAUCAGAAAAGCGCACAGAUCUCCGAACUACCAACGAAAAAGUAAGUUUUAAUACUAUUACUUCUACUAAUACUGCUAAUUAUAAGAACAAUAACACUACUGUAAUGAUAAUAGUAAUACGUAUAAUUAUUAUUAUUUUAUAUUAUUUUCAUUUUUUAAAUUGUUAUUAAAAUAAAUAUAAACUUAGUAUUUGUGAACAACAGUGAAACAAAGCUCACACGUGCGAUAACUAAUUUACAAACAAAAACAGCAGAUAUGUAAUACAUAUUUUGUUUCAUUACAGAUUGUUUGAGCGAAAUUAAACGAAUAGAUAAGGAAAGGUACACCAGCAAAACAGCAACAUGGCCAGACUGUUGUUCAGUGUUUGUGUCGUAUUGGUGGCGAUCACUUUGCUGCAAACGACACAUGCUCGUCGGAAUGGAAACAGAAAGAAUAAUACAGUUGAACAAAAAAGGUUUUCCUUCAAAUCGCGUGGGCAAAAAGAGUUCCGUAACAACAAACUACCUGAAACAUUGGAGUACGCAAUCGACAUCGAAGGUGAAGUAACCGCGCUGGAACUCGUUUUGAACAAAAAAAUGAAUAUACCGGAAAUUGAAAUUGGAAACGAAAGAAGCGGGUUCCGUAAAGCUCAAAGACACCAAACUAAGAAGGUCGGCAUAUACACGGACAAGAACGGGCACGGAUCUUUCGCAUGUGAAGCGAGCAAAGGAAAUAAUUGGAAGUUGAACUGCGAUCUUAGCGGGUUUGUUUACGUCAAUAACGAAGCCUGCUACAUUGGAGGCGGAUCACGUCAGGCCGAGUGCGGAAACGUUUCCACGGAAGGAGAACUGAAAUUCUUCUACCCACCUGAUGUUAAAAGAUCAAAGCGGACCGUUGCAACGCAACAGGCUGCAGAUUUACUGGCUCGAGACCGUCGCUCCAUUCUCCCGUCUCCUGGAUUCAAGGUCGUUGAAGUUGCAUUUGCAUUGGAUGCUGCUUUCAUGAACCAAUUUUACAAUCGCCACCCUGGCAAUACAGCAGCGGCACAAUCAGAAGCUGAAAUAUACAUUGCCCUGUUGGCAAACGAGAUGAACGUUUUCUACGCAUCCGUCAAAGAGGCCUCAGCUGGCGCCCUUGACAUUUACGUUUAUCCUGCGGCUGUCGUCUACCCAACUCACGGGUCUGAUUUCGCCUGGUCCGCAAACCACAAAAGUGGCAAUACUCUUCGUUCGGGUACAGCAUUUGACGAUGAUCUGAGAUCGUUUUUCGAAAGUGGAUUCACAUCAAAGCAACACGAACACGCCAUGGCUCUUACUGGGUUAGAUCUUCUUAUGGAAGAUGGAGACAGCGGGUUGUUAGGAUAUGCCUACGUGGGUACAGUUUGUGUAAACACGAAUUACAAGUACUCCAUCAACGAGUUUACCGACUACAACGUGGCGUGGGUGGCCUCACAUGAGCUUGGACACGCACUGGGAGCUGGGCAUGACGCUUCCGACGCCUGUCCGGCAGGCAGGAACGUAAUGUCCGCCUACCUGUUCUCGCCUGAUGCCAGCACCGCGGACACCUACAGCAAGUUCUCCACCUGCAGCGCAAGCCAGUUUAGGACUCAACUGAACAGUCAACCCGACUGCACCGCUAACAAUGGCUUCACGGACGAGCAGUUCGAAACAUCGUUUUGCAGAGGCCUUCUGGGUCAGCGAAAAGACAGCCUGGACUAUCAGUGUCAGCAGCGAACUGGCUACGCCGGAAGUACUGUGUGCAGAGGGACAAUUAGCAGCGACGAGGGAUGUUACUCCUAUGGUCAAGUGUCGUGUACAGAUGCUAGCGGUUCUUGCAGCGCGGAACUCGGAUUCGUGUGGAAUGGAACCCCUUGUGGUAGUGGACGAAUGUGUUUUAAGGGAAGAUGCGUUGCUAACUUUGAAAUCUGUAACUCUGUUACAACUGUUGCCCCAACAACUGCUGCCCCAACAACUGCUGCCCCAACUGAUGCCCCAACUGAUGCCCCAACUGAUGCUCCAACUGAUGCCCCAACUGAUGCCCCAACUGAUGCUCCAACUGAUGCUCCAACUGAUGCUCCAACUGAUGCUCCAACUGAUGCUCCAACUGAUGCCCCAACUGAUGCCCCAACUGAUGACCCAACUGAUGCCCCAACUGAUGCCCCAACUGAUGCUCCAACUGAUGCUCCAACUGAUGCCCCAACUGAUGCUCCAACUGAUGCUCCAACUGAUGCCCCGACUGAUGCUCCAACAACUGAUGCUCCAACAACUGAUGCUCCAACAACUGAUGCUCCAACUGAUGCCCCAACUGAUGCACCAACUGAUGCUCCAACUGAUGCUCCAACUGAUGCCCCAACAACUGAUGCUCCAACAACAGAUGCUCCAACAACUACUGCCCCGACAACUUCGUCUCCGUGUAACUGCUGUCGUAAAAGGGGCAGAAGAUAUUCGAUCAGAUGUUGCUUUAAAAACUACCGUCGAUUCGGCCGGUUGUGCAAGUGCUGUCCAAACCGCAAUGGUUUUGAAGAAAGCCCCUUUUCUAAGUUCAAUGGGGAUUCCAGCAGUCAAGAUGAUGAUGAGCAAAUCUACCCAUGAAACAACGACCCAUAGAUUUGCAGGACUUGAGAUUUGGACUAUUUGUUUACGUUGUAAUACGAUUUCGUAAAGUAAACCAAUCAAUUACAUCCGUAGAAUGAAUAAUAGGAAUUGCAAAAGAAAUAAAAACAAUUGAAGUAAA
Molecule: messenger RNA, 2918 nt
Organism: Dreissena polymorpha
Lineage: Eukaryota; Metazoa; Mollusca; Bivalvia; Myida; Dreissenidae
Exons: 13
Coding region: 548-2776 (742 amino acids)
Biological process (GO): proteolysis
Molecular function (GO): metalloendopeptidase activity
Source: RefSeq, a predicted model, not a curated record